Oncorhynchus keta (chum salmon) is the source of this 4938-nucleotide messenger RNA. Its product is annotated as atypical kinase COQ8A, mitochondrial-like. Gene Ontology annotation, biological process: ubiquinone biosynthetic process. The transcript is spliced from 15 exons. The coding region runs from base 157 to 2127 and encodes 656 amino acids. The record is from RefSeq and is a predicted model, not a curated record. Gene Ontology annotation, cellular component: extrinsic component of mitochondrial inner membrane. Gene Ontology annotation, molecular function: kinase activity. NCBI's taxonomy places the organism in Eukaryota, Metazoa, Chordata, Actinopteri, Salmoniformes, Salmonidae.
AGGCGGGGUAAAAUGCCUUUGACAAUCACGGUUCUGAGUUGGUAAACAGCGUUGACCUCAUGGUGGAAGAAGACACACUGUUAGGGGACGAGGCUGCAUAGCAUUGAAAAUAAAUCCAGACAUUCGUAAUUACUGGCGGUGUGAGGGAGACCCACCAUGGCAGGCGACAUGAUGUUGGUGAUGCGUGGCUUGGCUAAGCUGAGCCAGGCGGUAAUAGACACUCAGGCCAGCACACUGCGUAUUGGAGGAGCCCAGGCCAUGGCCCAGAGCAUGCAGAUGACUGCAGAGCAGAGCCUGGGAGUAGCCAUGCAGAAGAUGCAGGAGUUUGGUGGGCAGCAGCAAAGCGUGUCUGGUGACUUCCCAGCAGACAUAGACAGUAAGUAUGAUUUCUCCAAAGCAGAGGGGAGCAGCAUGGACAGUGGGGAACACAUAGAGCCAGGGUUCAGAGAAGAGGGACAAGGCGUCUCCUCGGAGGGGAUGGGGACCACAGACGGCACGACCUGCGCGACAUACAACGUCCAGGCCUCAGUCAAAUCCAAGCUGUUUGAGGGAUACAAGGACCCCAGCAGCCAGUUCUCAGGACAGAUCCGUUCCUACCUAUCCUAUAGCUCCUACCGCUCCUAUCACCAGGACGGCUCGGGGGUUGGGGGCCUCACGGCCGAGGACAUAGAGAAGGCCAGAGAAGCCAAGAGGAAUGAGAAACCACACAAACAAAUGCUCAGUGAAAGGGCACGAGAGAGAAAGGUACCCGUGUCCCGGUUAGGGAGACUGGCUAAUUUUGGAGGUCUGGCUGUAGGACUGGGCUUUGGAGCGCUGGCUGAGGUAGCCAAGAAGAGUAUGAGGCCAAGUGAGGAUAACGCUGACAAGAAGGCCGUUCUGGACUCCAGUCCGUUCCUGUCAGAGGCUAACGCAGAGCGGAUCGUCAGGACGCUGUGUAAGGUCCGCGGAGCCGCACUGAAACUGGGCCAGAUGCUCAGCAUUCAAGAUGAUGCCUUCAUCAACCCCCUCUUCUGUGUUUCAGAUGAUGCCUUCAUCAACCCCCAGCUGGCCAAGAUAUUUGAGCGUGUGAGACAAAGUGCAGACUUCAUGCCCAUCAAGCAGAUGACGAAGUCCAUCAACAACGACCUGGGACCUAACUGGAGGGACAAGCUAGAUUCGUUUGAGGAGCGGCCGUUUGCUGCGGCCUCCAUUGGACAGGUCCACCUGGCUAAGAUGAAGGACGGCAGGGAGGUGGCCAUGAAGAUCCAGUACCCUGGAGUGGCUAAAAGCAUCGACAGUGACAUCAACAACCUGAUGACUCUCCUCACCAUGAGCAACGCACUGCCUGAAGGUCUCUUCCCUGAGCAUCUGAUUGAGGUGAUGAGCAGAGAGCUGGCACUGGAAUGUGAUUACAUAAGAGAGGCCAAAUGUGCCAAGAAAUUCCAGGAGCUGCUGAAAGACCACCCGUUCUUCUACGUGCCAGAUGUAAUAGACGAGCUGAGCAGCAACGCCGUCCUCACCACAGAGCUGGUCCCAGGCUUCCCUCUGGACCAGGCUGAACAACUCUCCCAGGAGCUCAAGAACGAGGUCACUAUCUGUGAGAAUAUCCUGAAACUUUGUUUAAGGGAGCUGUUUGAGUUCAGAUACAUGCAGACUGACCCCAACUGGUCCAACUUCUUCUACGACCCACAGACACACAGGGUUGCAUUGUUGGAUUUCGGAGCCACAAGAGGAUUUAGUGAGGACUUCACUGACAUCUACAUCGAGCUCAUCAAGUCUGCAGCAGAGGGAGACAGAGAGGGGGUUCGGAGAAGAUCAGUAGAGCUCAAGUUCCUCACAGGUUAUGAGUCAAAGUCCAUGGUGAACGCCCAUGUGGACGCGGUGAUGAUCCUGGGCGAGGCCUUUGCCUCUAUGGAGCCUUUUAACUUCGGCGCCCAGAGCACCACGGAGCGCAUCCACAACCUGAUCCCCGUGAUGCUGAAGCAGCGCCUCACCCCGCCUCCCGAGGAGACCUACUCUCUCCACCGCAAGAUGGGCGGCUCCUUCCUCAUCUGCUCCCGCCUCGACGCCAAGCUCGGCUGCAAGAACAUGUUCCAGGAGGCCUAUAACAACUACUGGAGGGGCCGCCCCAACCGACCUAGCCAGUGACGAACACCGCAGAGGGCCAAUAGCAGGGCGACAGCAUCAGGGUUACAGAGGGUGUGGACUAUAAGGGGAGGAAUGUUGACCCUAGCCAGACUUUCUCUGCUGUUAAUUUAAUGUAUAUGAAUGGCACUUUUUUGCCCGUCUCUCCCCCGAACCAGAAUAUGUGUGUAUAUUCAUUACCGGUCCAAAGUUUUAGAACAUCUACUCAUUCAAGGGUUUAUCUUUAUUUUUACUAUUUUCUACAUUGUAGAAAAAUAGUGAAGACAUCAAAACUAGGAAAUAAUACAUAUGGAAUCAUGUAGAACCAAAAAAUAUAUUUGAUGUUUUAGAUUCUUCAAAGUAGCCACCCUUUGCCUUGAUGACAGCAUUGCACACUCUUGGCAUUCUCUCAACCAGCUUCACCUGGAAUUGUUUUCCAACAGUUUUGAAGGAUCGGGGCGGCAGGGUAGCCUCGUGGUUAGAGCGUUGGACUAGUAACUGAAAGGUUGCAAGUUCAAAUCCCUAAGCUGACAAGGUAAAAAUCUGUCGUUCUGCCCCUGAACAAGCAGUUAACCCACUAUUCCUAGGCAGUCAUUGAAAAUAAGAAUAUGUUCUUAACUGACUUGCCUAGUUAAAUAAAGGUAACAUUUAAAAAAGGAGUUCCCACAUAUGCUUAGCACUUGUUGGCUGCUUUUCCUUCACUCUGCGGUCCGACUCAUCCCAAACUAUCUCAAUUUGAUUGAGGUCGGGGGAUUGUGGAAUCCAGGUCAUAUGAUGCAGCACUCCCAUCACUCUCCUUCUUGGUCAAAUAGCCCUUACACAGUGUUUGGUGUCAUUGUCCUGUUAAAAAACAAAUGCUACUCCCACUAAGUGCAAAUCAGAUGGGAUGGCAUAUCGCUGCAGAAUGCUAUGGUAGCCAUCUUGGUUAAGUGUGCCUUGAAUUCUAAAUUAAUCACAGUGUCUCCCCCACACCGUCACAACUCCUCCAUGCUUCACGGUGGGAACUACACAUGCGGAGAUCAUCCGUGCACCUACUGUGUCUCACAAAGACACGGUGGUUGGAACAAAAACUCUCAAAUUUGGACUCAUCAGACCAAAGGACAGAUUUCCAACGGUCUAAUGUUCAUUGCUCGUGUUUCUUGUCCCAAGCAAGAGUCUUCUUCUUAUUGGUGUCCUUUUAGUAGUGAUUUCUUUGCAGCAAUUUGACCAUGAAGGCCUGAUUGACAGUCUCUUCUGAACAGUUGAUGUUGAGAUGUGUCUGUUACUUGAACUCUGUGAAGCAUUGGAAUGCAAUCUGAGAUGCAGUUAACUCUAAACUUAUCCUCUGCAGCAGAGGUAACUCUGGGUCUUCCUUUCCUGUGGCAUUCCUCAUUAGUCAGUUUCAUCAUAGCGCUUGAUUGUUUUUGCGACUGCACUUGAAGAAACUUUCGAAGUUCUUGAAUUUUUCCGGAUUGACUGACCUUCAUUUCUUAAAGUUAUGAUGGACUGUUGUUUCUAUUUGCUUAUUUGACUUGGUCUUCUACCAAAUAUUGCUAUCUUCUGUAUACCUUGUCACAAAAUUCCACAAUUUAACUUUUAACAAAACAUGCCUGUUUAAUUUAAAUGCAUUCCAGGUGACUACCUCAUUAAGCUAGUUGUGAGAAUGCCAAGAGUGUGAAAAGCUGUCAAGACAAAGGGUGGCUACUUUGAAGAAUCUAAAACAAAAUAUAUUUUUAUUUGUUUAUUUUGGUUACUACAUGAUUCUGUUUGUUUUUUCAGUUUUCACUAUUACUCUACAAUGUAGAAAAUAGUAAAUAAUAAAAACCUUUGAAUGAGUAGGUGUGUCCAAACUUUUGACUGGUACUGUAUAUAUUUUUGUGUGUGUUAUUUGGAGUAUAUUAACCAUGGCUGUCCAGUUAACAUAUUCACAAGACGUAUCAGAUGGUUGAUUGUCUAGGUUGAGUUAACUGGGAUAAAUGCCAUGAUGUGUGUGUCUGAGAGAGAAUUGUAAAGCUAUUGUGAAUUCAAGACAGUUGGUUUCUUGUGACGUGGGGAUAUGAUACUGUCUAAUGGGCAUAAAACCAGUGGUGGUGAUGAGACGGCAGUUAAAUAUAUUAAAGAACAGUGAUAUACUGUUAAUGGCCUAUAUUUUCCAGCAUGUGGCAGUAGUUCUAGUGUCCUAUGAGGACAAAUGCUCAUGUGAUUCAUACCAAAGUGUAAAAGGAUGUUUUCUCACACUUAAGCAUAUUGCACACGUUAACAGGUUGCAGACCAAUUCCUGUUGAGGGAGAAUAUUUGAGGACAAUCUCCUGUAAAGCCUGUCCCUAUAAACACAUUUACAUUUGGGAAACAUGAAAUAUCAUAAUAUAUUUAUCAAUAAUCAGCACUGUCAUGACACGGUUACUUCUGCGAGGUGGAGAUGGUUGAUGGAUGGGACAUGGCCUUACUUCCAGUGGAAAUAAGAACAUACGUUCUCAUUGACUGACCUACUUCAUUUUGGUGCUAUAGGCCCAUGGUUGUGUUUUGACACUAAAGUGUUGUUCUUGUGGCCUGGUGGGCUUAUGACAUUUUGAUCAUGGUGUCCUUUAUUAACAGCAGGUUUUUACAUCAGUUGACAAAACUGCUGUUUUGUCAUUAAAGCCUGUCUUUACUUUGAUGGAAAGACUGUUAAGGCAAGAGAAAAGUGAUUCUAAAUCACUUUGUGAAUAUAAAUGCAAAAGUAUUGCUACAAGGAUGUUUAGAAAUGAAUGCCGCUAUGCAUCUUUUAUAUUGAUAUCAGCAGAAUUUUUAUAAUCAAUUACGUUCUUUGUGUUAUGAUAAAUAUUAAAUAUUUGACUUGACACUUGUUCCAAUCAA